Gigantopelta aegis is the source of this 1834-nucleotide messenger RNA. Its product is annotated as BET1-like protein. The transcript has 5 exons. The coding region runs from base 5 to 421 and encodes 138 amino acids. Gene Ontology annotation, biological process: regulation of retrograde vesicle-mediated transport, Golgi to ER; retrograde transport, endosome to Golgi. Lineage: Eukaryota; Metazoa; Mollusca; Gastropoda; Neomphalida; Peltospiridae. The record is from RefSeq and is a predicted model, not a curated record. Gene Ontology annotation, molecular function: SNAP receptor activity. Gene Ontology annotation, cellular component: Golgi trans cisterna; SNARE complex.
CAACAUGGCAGAUUGGAGACGCUCGGGAAAUGAUGAAAUGUCACCUGGAGAUGGGAGUCCACACGAUGCCGUUAGAUCUUCUGGUAGACCCAGUGGAGCUAAUUUUAAUCAGAUUGGCAAAACUGAAGAAAUGUUGGAUCAUGAAAAUCAGUCUCGGGUAGAAGGGCUAGCAACCAAGAUUUCACGUUUGAAAGGAAUAGCUGUGGAUCUGGAAUCUGAAUCAAGAGAGUCGAAUCGAUACCUUGAUGAUAUGACAGAUGAUUUUGGGAGCACCACUGGACUUCUGUCGGGCAGUAUUCACAGAAUAAACAAUAUGAUAAACACCGGCCGAAGCAACAGGAAGAUUAUGUGCUACAUUAUCUUAGGACUUGUUGGACUCUUCCUUAUCACAUAUUACUUGAUAAUUCGAGUGACAAGUUGAUACAGACAGCUGCAAAUGUUGUCGAGGUGUUAAAUUGGCUUUCAGUAGCUGUCCUUAAAAAUGGUUUAUGUGCAUUCUACACCUGUUGAAAAAGAUCUGGUAUAUUAUACCUUUAAAACGUUUUGUUGUUGCAAGUAAAACACCAUUUUCAGGACCUCAUCUGGACAAAGCAGGUCAGUGAGAAUUAAAAUGGGGCAAAAACUAUUUAUGAGUUGCAUAGAAAUAAAUUCAAGUACCCCAUUUUGUUUUUGCGAAAGUCAUAAUGAUAUCCUAAAUUUAAUGCACAAAUUAAAUAUUGUAAAAAAAAACCCCCAUUGUACUGUAGUUGAAAAUCUUUUAAAAAAUAUAUAUAUAUAUAUUACAGUGCCCUAAUUAAUUUUGGAGGGGGAUUUACCACUUUGUUACUUAUAUAAGGCGCUAAUAUGGCUGUCAGUGAACAACUUUUGUCAGCUGUUUACUUGUUGCUCAGCACUAUUUAACAUCUUACUUACUUUUACUUGAUCCUCUUUGUGUGCUGUCACACAUAAGGCCGACAGCAAAGAACGCCAAUGUUGUCCGUCUGUUGCAAGCUUCGUCACGUGGCCCAAACUCCACCCAAGAGCCUUCAUCUCCCGCUCCACCGAUCUUCUCCAGGUCUCCUUGGCUCUCCCCCUCAUUCUCUUACCACCAGGGGUCCAACGCAUGGCCACUCUUGGAAUGGAUGUCAGUGGCAUUCUGCAGACGUGACUAUUUAACAUCAAUUAAAGUUAAAGUUUGUUUUGUUUAACGACACCAUUAAAGCACAUUUAUUAACAAGUUAUCGGCUAUUGGAAGUCAAACAUUUGGUAAUUCUGACAUAGUAUUAGAGGGAAAACCUUCUUCGUGUUUCCAUUGGUAAUGAGGGAUCUUUUAUAUGCACCAUCCCAUAGACAGAACACGACAACCUUUGAUAUACCAUUCAUGAUGCAUUGUUUGUUCAAAACCUGCCUGCUUGGUUUUGGUAAAAUUCUGGCUCUGAUGCACAUCACAUUAAACAGUGUUUCCUGGUAACAUUAAUUACUGCUGUAUUGGUCAUUGUCAUCUCAUAUCAUCUCUGAUAAAGAUUUAUUUAUUAUGGUGUGUGUUAUUUUUGCUGGCGACAACAAAUGAUUAGAAGCUGUUGUUCAAAUGAUUCAGAUGUUUUGAGUACAUCAUUAAAUAAAACAUUUCCUUCCAAGAUAAUUCAACAUCAGUAUAUUUUUUAAAGAUAAGAAAUAUAGAUUAACCAGGGCUUUUUUUUAAAUUAAAAAUAUGACAAAAAUAAUAUUUAUAUCUUCAAUCUUGCAAUUUAUCCAUAAUCAAAAUCAUUAGUAAACAACACUGUAACACACAAGUGACAGCUAUUUUGUUUUUAUUGUACAUGAUAAAUUUCUUUUGUUAUAUAUUUGUUUUAUU